UGCGCACGCUGGCUGCCAACUCGUCUCCUCUGUGGUUUACUUUAAAGAAGCAAUGAAGGACACACUUUUACUGCUGUUUCUGCUGUGUGCCCAAACUAUCAAGGUCUGCUCUACACCCUACAAGAGUGAAAAUGGACAGUGUCACAAUGACACAGAGUACAAUCACAAUGGCCUGUGCUGUACAAAGUGUCGCCCUGGCUAUCGAGGAGACACACGUUGCACUGAAACUACCGAUACUGUGUGCACACCAUGUCCUCCGGAUCAGUAUCGGGAGAACUUUAACUUCUAUCCAAACUGUAAUAGCUGUCAAAAAUGCAAAGAAGAAAAAGGUUUACAGUAUGCACAGAACUGCUCCUCUACAACACCGUCCAAGUGUAUUUGCAGACCUGGGAGGUUCUGCCUCAUGGGAUAUGACAAUCCAUACUGCUCAGACUGUAGAAAAUACAAACAAUGCAAACCUGGCUUUGGAGUGUCUGUAAAAGGCACACCAAAUUCAGAUGUGAAGUGUAAACAAUGUCCCAAAGGCACGUUCUCUGACAAAGCCUCCUUCAUUGACCCCUGCCAGCCCCACACAGACUGCAAUGGGAGGGCUGUUCUUAGAGAAGGCGAUACUAAAUCAGACAAUGUGUGUGAACUGUACUCACAGUUGACAACAGCUGACAAUCACAAGAAGAGUGUCGGUACAACUCCAAGCACAAGCACGACCACAGUUGCACCAAGCUCAGGCUCGACGUCUCUGCUAAGAAGCACCACACAGUCUGCCUCAGUUUCAGAAGAACCCUCCACCUAUUUAAUAACAAGCCUACUGACCCCACCACCUGACAGCAAAUAUGUUGGAUUAAUUGCUUCUGUCACUGGAUUCCUUGUCAUCAUCAUCCCCAUCCUCAUCCUUUUUCUGCUAUGUUAUUAUCAAAAAAUCUGCAAGAAAGACACUGCAAGUUUAUCUCCUAAGGUGGAUGCAAACGGAAACUGUGAGACUGCUGACGAAAAAUACACUGGGAAAACUCAGCUGGCUUUAUUCAAAGUUGCAUCACAAGAAAAUGAGUGCCUGCUAGAAAAAGGGGAAGCCAGCAGUGACCACAGUCACUGCACAACCAAUACCGAAACUUUAACUAGAACUGAUGGUUGCAGCAGCCAGGAAUCCAUCAGCCCUUUACAUUCCACUUUUGCUCUUGACAAUCCAUUGUCUGUUCUGUCCGAGCCCAUGACUUUACACUCCAACAUAGAAUCUGCUGCAUCACAGCCCAGUAUCCAAACACAGACGUCCUCUCAGCCCAGCAGCCCUCAGAUCAUCACGCCCAUGACUACCAGCCCACACGUCAACGUUAACAUCACUUUGCACAUAGGAAACGGGUCCUGUGGGACACCAGCUUUCAUACCCGCUGACUUGAUAAAACCUGACUGUAAGCUCCCCUAUGGAGAGGAAGAGGAGUCCUUUAGCACCCCACAGCAAGAAGAUGGCAAACAGUCACUAAUGUCAGUGCCGGAGAGUUCCAAUUACUGCACCGAGCACACAAAGCAAGACUCAUAUGCAUGAAAGACUGAUGUUAAGGUACACAACUAUUUCCGCUUUGAAGACAGAAACUGUUACUUAUUGUUAAUAUUUGUAUAUAUGUGUAUAUAUAAAUAUAUAUAAGCCGUGCUGGAAAUAAAAAUGUAAAU
Pelmatolapia mariae (spotted tilapia) is the source of this 1662-nucleotide messenger RNA. It is a transcript of the gene tnfrsf1b, whose product is annotated as tumor necrosis factor receptor superfamily, member 1B. Bases 53 to 1537 code for a protein of 494 amino acids. Gene Ontology annotation, biological process: positive regulation of endothelial cell apoptotic process; positive regulation of angiogenesis; positive regulation of canonical NF-kappaB signal transduction. The record is from RefSeq and is a predicted model, not a curated record. Lineage: Eukaryota; Metazoa; Chordata; Actinopteri; Cichliformes; Cichlidae. Gene Ontology annotation, molecular function: protein binding; antigen binding. The transcript has 9 exons. Gene Ontology annotation, cellular component: CD40 receptor complex; external side of plasma membrane.